This is a messenger RNA of Haemonchus placei, 1218 nucleotides long. The record is from the annotation of a GenBank genome assembly. Lineage: Eukaryota; Metazoa; Nematoda; Chromadorea; Rhabditida; Trichostrongylidae.
AUGAACCCAUCCAAUAAGCUCGUAGAGGAGAUACGGGACCAUAUGUUCGACAUAGCAGAGUCUGGCCAGCCCACGGUGCGUUUCGUCGACGUCAAGAACAAUAGAGGGAUCAAACGUGUUCGAGUAAACAUUAUUUAUGAAAAAGUUCCUCCAAGAAACGCAUCCGGUCUGGCCGACGAUCCGAACUGGCUGAAUGACGCCCCGCCUUCUAUUGAUCUCGAGGGGUACGAGGACGACGUGCCAGAAUGGGGUGGUAUCGAACAAGAAAUCUCUUCGGGCGUUCCCGAUUGGGUAGAAGGUGAAGAAAUCGAUAAUGAGGUGUCUGAAGACAGUUACUAUGUUUCCAAUCUUUGGAGCACUGGAGGUCUUGAUCAGGUUGAUGGUUCGGCUCCUAACCAUAAUCUUAUCAAUAGAAAAAGGAAGGCGAUCAAAAUGGAUACUUGCUUUCGGUACCCUAGCGGUAGUAGCGGAUUAUGUAGCGAAUAUCCAACUGCGGCAUCACACUGUAACCCUGUUCCAGCCGGUAUGUCAAUUGUUGUACGUGAGGAACUGAGUGAACCAAUAUCUUGCAAAGAGGAGUAUGAAAGCGAAAUGAAUGCUUUCCUAUAUAGUUGUUUUGGAGACCAUCAAAUUUUCCGACGGCAAGAUCCUGAUGUAGUAGCUUGCUUAAUCGAUAUACUGAACUGUGUCAGUAGCGGAAAAUCAAUACGUAUGACUCCUUCAACAGAUGUAUGUUCUGGAAGUAUUGCUCAAGUUGGACGAGAUCGGCCAGUAACUACGGGUUCCAUUUUUGGUGAUCAAUCGCCACUCUUAGCUCGAACUCAAUCACGAAACACAUGUCGGUUAUGUUUCGAGACUAAUGUGAAACAUUUGGAACGUCAUGUACUACAGCAUCACAUAAAACAACCAAUGUUCUUGUGCCCUUACUGCAAUUUUAGCAGCUGCUAUUCGCCAACUUCGGUGAAGGAUCACAUUAAAACUCGCCACAGUAUGCUCGAACCUGUACCUCUAGAUGUAAGAGAUGAAUACGCAGAGCUGAUUCAGACUGUCUAUGCUCAGUGUUUCGUAGACGAAAAUAGUCUGCUAGCCAGUAGAAUCAAUUUUAAACAGAAACUUGCAAGGAGUCCCCAAGUGCAAUACUUCCGUAAAGUCCAAUAUUUAACGUUCCUUUCUCGGAAUUCAAAAGUACUAAAUAUCAAAGUUGCCCAUGGAACUUAA